Acipenser ruthenus (sterlet) is the source of this 3449-nucleotide messenger RNA. Its product is annotated as relaxin receptor 2-like. Gene Ontology annotation, molecular function: protein binding; G protein-coupled receptor activity. The transcript has 18 exons. The coding region runs from base 78 to 2225 and encodes 715 amino acids. Gene Ontology annotation, cellular component: membrane. The record is from RefSeq and is a predicted model, not a curated record. NCBI's taxonomy places the organism in Eukaryota, Metazoa, Chordata, Actinopteri, Acipenseriformes, Acipenseridae. Gene Ontology annotation, biological process: G protein-coupled receptor signaling pathway.
UUGGAGACUCAGUUACACCAGUAGCACCGCUUCACGCAGAAAUCUCUCACUUCUUGGAUUAACACACAGCCACUGUGAUGCUUCUCUUCUUGGUUAUUCCUUAUCUGUCUCUUAUCAUUGCAGUCAGAGUGUCAGCUGUUAUUCAGCCCAGUCCUGACACUGGUGUUUGCCCCCUGGGUCACUUCCCCUGCGGUAACCUCACGGAGUGCCUGCCCCAGCCGCUGCACUGCAAUGGGAUCGCGGACUGCAUCAAUGGAGCCGAUGAGGAGAACUGCGUUGAUAACAGUGGAUGGCCUCAUCUUUUUGAUGCCUUUUUAAAGAAAAAUGUUGAAGAGACAAAGGAUUGUUUGCUGGAUUUCUAUUCUGAGGACUGCCAGUGCGAGGGCAGAAGAGUGGACUGCAGUAACAAGGACCUGCAUGCUGUGCCAGCGGUCUCCUCCAACGUGACUGCUCUAGAUUUGAAGAACAAUCACAUUAGAUCUUUAUCAGCUGACCUUUUCAUCAGAUACAAAAACCUGGAGAGGCUACACUUGCAGAAUAACAGCAUUGAAACCAUAUCUAACAAGGCUUUUUCAGGACUUUUCAAACUUCAAAAACUAUUCCUCAAUCAAAAUCACAUUACCACACUGAAGGCAGGGGUCUUCCAGGAUCUUCAUCAUCUCGAAUGGCUAAUUCUGGAUGACAACAAAGUAAGCACGAUCACUCAGAAGUCAUUUGUAGGACUCCAUUCCCUCUUCUUUCUAUCUCUGCUGAACAAUUCACUGCAGCAAAUCCCCAGGAGCUCCAUCUGUGUGGAAAUUCAAAGAUUAAACUGGCUAGAAAUGGAAGGAAAUCUGAUUCGAUCCCUGCACUAUUCAGCUUUCAGGGAAUGUGCUGCCUUGACAGUGCUAGUGCUGCGUAGGAACCGAAUAAGAACACUUGAAGAAGACACAUUUUCUGCCAUGCACAAGCUCAUAGAAUUAGACUUGUCCGUCAAUAGAAUUCAAGAGCUUCCGUCUUCUUUAUUCCGAAACCUACGCAGUCUGAGGCAGCUGAAUAUUUCACACAACCCUCUGUCUCAAAUCCACGACGAUCAGUUUGACAGCCUCGUUCAUUUGCAGUCACUAAGUAUAGAGGGAAUAGAAAUUCAAAACAUGCACCAUCGAAUGUUUAAAAAUCUGGGAAACCUUUCACACAUAUAUUUUAAGAAGUUUGAGUACUGUGGCUAUUCUCCGAACGUGCGCAGCUGCAAGCCCAACACAGAUGGCAUCUCCUCCUUCGAGAACCUGCUGGCUAAUAUCAUCCUGCGAGUGUUUGUCUGGGUGGUGGCCUGCAUCACCUGCUUUGGGAAUGUGUUCGUAAUCUGCCUGAGGUCCUGCAUCGCUACAGAGAACAGGCACCACACCAUGUCUAUAAAGUCUUUGUGCUGCGCAGACUGCUUGAUGGGGGUCUACCUCUUCUUCAUUGGUGCGUUUGACAUCAAGUACUAUGGGGAGUACAACCGUCACGCCCAGAACUGGAUGGAAAGCACACAGUGCCAGCUCAUCGGUUCCCUGGCCAUGCUGUCCACUGAAGUAUCAGUCAUGCUGCUGACGUACAUGACCCUGGAGAAGUACCUCUGUAUAGUCUUCCCCUUCAGUAACUACCGCGCCGGGAAGAAGCAGACCCUCUCCACCCUCAUCGCUAUCUGGCUGCUGGGCUUCAUCAUUGCGGUGAUCCCUUUCUGGGACAAGGACUCCUUCGGGAACUACUACGGGAGGAACGGAGUCUGCUUCCCCCUCCACUCCGACCGGACUGAGAAACCUGGAGCCAGGAGCUAUUCCACUGGGAUAUUUCUUGGCUUGAACCUGUUUGCCUUCAUCACCAUAGUCUUCUCCUACACCAGCAUGUUUUAUUCAAUUCGGAAAACUGGAGCCCAGACGGCCGAGCGGAGCGUCUUCCACCGAGAGGUGGCCAUCGCCAAGCGCUUCUUCUUCAUCGUGUUCACCGACGCCCUCUGCUGGAUUCCUAUAUUUCUGCUCAAAAUCCUCUCGCUGUUGCAGGUGGAAAUACCAGGUACCAUAACCUCCUGGGUGGUGAUCUUCAUCCUGCCAAUCAACAGUGCGCUGAACCCUAUCCUGUACAGCAUCACAACCACUUCCUUUCAGGAGAGACUCAAGCACUGCCUGCAGAUGAAAUGGCAGCAGCUGGGAGUCAAAGAUCAUCGGCAAAGCAUUGCCAUGUCAACCAUAAACACAGCAACGUAGUGACGCGUCUCACAGCAUCGGGGCGGGGCUACACACCGCUCCUGUAAACUCACCGGGGAUCCCAAGACGUAACUGAAUUGAGUUUGGCCUUUUGCCUCCACCGAUUCUAGAUCGCUGCCAUUGUCGUCAGCUUAUUUUCAACAGUGUUGACAGUGUACAGCACACUGCUGGAGCACCUUGAACUCAUUCCAAGAUUUUGCGUUGCUUAUUUGCGUGGAACCAGAAUUGGGACGUGGCUGUAAAGCCAGCCAGGCUUUUAAUUGCUACAGCAUUUAAAUAGAGUUGUUCUCUGUGUUCAUGAGUUACUCCCCUCCAUGGCCUCUCAAUUCACAAUCACAAAUUGUAGAAAUACAUUUAUAUUCCUGAUUCUUGUGGCAAAAAAAAAACAAAACAAAAACACCACCACUCUUUCACUGCACUUGUGUUUCUAUAUUGUGAACACAACACUCUUCCGGUAUCUGUAAUAUGAAUACAUUUUCUUUGCUUUUUCACUGCCUCUUUGGGGUUUGUAAACUAGAUUCUUUAUUUACAGUAGAUUAAUUACAAAUGAAAUGAAAAGGUAGACAGAAGGGCAAGAGGGAGUAUUUGCACAUCAUUUUCGAAAUCUAUGGCAGUGUGUUUUUAAUAGGGAGAACUCAACUUCUCAGUUACUCUCGUCACUGCCUAGCCAAGUUGGAGCUGUUCAAAUGCUACCUCCUAGUGGCAAUCAAAGGGAACUGCAACACAUGAUAAACAUAAAUUUAAAGUCAUCAGCUGAGAUUCCAAAGUGUGCCAUUUCAGAAAAACCGGUGAGAAAAAACAACACAGAAUGACCGGGUUGGCAAUGAACUGCAAUUUUGGUUCCUCUAUUUCAAACACGAGAGAUCGGCAGGAAACAUUUGCUUCUCUUCACAAACGAACCCUGCUGUGUCGUCUAGCUUCUGUCUUACAAACCUCUACCUCAUCAAAAAGCGAUUCAAACAAGAACUACUGCGUGCUGUCCUUCCACAUGAUUGUGAAUGGUUAGGACAACAUAGCAAUGCCAAGGCAAGUAAGAGACACCUUGAGUUUUAUAGAUCUGUGGACAGGCUCCCCACGAGAAGUGGCAUCUUGAUGUACAGUGCCUUGCGAAAGUAUUCGGCCCCCUUGAACUUUGCGACCUUUUGCCACAUUUCAGGCUUCAAACAUAAAGAUAUGAAACUGUAAUUUUUUGUGAAGAAUCAACAACAAGUGGGACACAAUCAU